Molecule: messenger RNA, 5151 nt
Organism: Fundulus heteroclitus (mummichog)
Lineage: Eukaryota; Metazoa; Chordata; Actinopteri; Cyprinodontiformes; Fundulidae
Gene: ercc6l2
Product: excision repair cross-complementation group 6-like 2
Exons: 20
Coding region: 231-4832 (1533 amino acids)
Molecular function (GO): ATP-dependent chromatin remodeler activity; ATP binding
Source: RefSeq, a predicted model, not a curated record
CUGGAAGCUGCAGUUGAGUGGCUCCUGCUCAUGCCUCUUCUGUUGCCUUCUUUAAUUUAUCAUGUAAAUCUAAAUAAGAUGAGAACAAAAUAAUGGCAGCAGACUCAGAUAUAAGAAGACCCGUUUAACUGAGUUAUCGUUUUUAGUUUAACUGUGACGUUUUUAGGUGCCGGUAAUGUUUGCUAAGCUAACAGAGCUAGCUUCUUCGAGAGUAGUUUGGAUGUAUCCUGAUGGCUUCAACUUCAGCUGCUGAGAAAGAGUGGCAGGAAGGUGACUGUUGCCUGGCUCCGAGUUCCCGUGACAGCGUCCUGAGAGAGGCCACCGUACAGAGACUGACCUCCACCACACAGAGCAACGAUACGGCAUGGGUGAUAUUCAGGACGGAUCCGGGAGAGCAGGAGCAGGAAGCCAUAUCUGUCACGAAACUUAUGAGACCUGGCGUAAAGGAAUUUAUACAGGAGAAACCUGUGUUCCCUGGCAGCAACCCCGACCCGAUCCUCUGCGUCCCUUUAGACCUGAGCUAUGAAGACCGGGUCCCUUAUACCAUCAACAGAUACUUAAGGGAUUACCAGAGGGAAGGUAUCAGGUUCAUUUACAACAACUACAUCAGCUCGACUGGUUGUAUUCUAGGAGAUGACAUGGGCCUUGGAAAAACUGUGCAGGUUAUAGGUUUUCUUGCUGCUGUGCUGCACAAAACCGGGACAUGGCAGGACGUAGAGAACAGCAGGCCUCAGUUUCUGCAAACUCAGAUGCCCGCCAAUCAAAGUAAUCCCAGUAAAGUGUUUCUGAUUGUGGCCCCGCUGUCGGUGCUUUAUAACUGGAAGGAUGAACUGGACACGUGGGGUUACUUCCAGUGUGUGGUGGUCCACGGGCUGAGGAAGGAGGAGGAGCUUGCUCGCAUCAAGAACGGCCGCAUCGAGAUCGCUCUCACCACCUACGAGACUCUCCGGCUCUGUCUGGAUCAGUUUAACAAAAUCGACUGGGCGGCAGUGGUUGUUGAUGAGGCCCACAAGAUAAAAAACCCAAACUCCCAGAUCACACAGGCCAUGAAGGAGCUGAGAUGUAAAAACAGAAUCGGUCUCACUGGGACCAUCUUGCAGAACAACCUGGAAGAGCUGUGGUGUGUCAUGGAUUGGGCCAUACCAGGGUGUCUCGGCAGCUUGGGGCAUUUCAAGAACCAGUUCUCAGAUCCCAUCGAACAGGGGCAGAGGCACAGCGCAACCAAGCGCGCCCUGGCCACAGGGAGGAAGACCGUCAGAGCCCUGGUGAGGAAGAUUGCUCCUUUUUUCCUGAGGCGGACUAAAGCCCUCAUCAAGGAGCAGCUGCCGAAGAAGGACGACAGGGUGGUGUACUGCUCUCUGACGGACUUUCAGCAGACGGUGUAUGAGGCGGUGCUGGACACCGAGGAUGUGACGCUGCUGCUGAGAUCUUCGGAGAAAUGCGAUUGCCAAAGCGGGCGCACCCGAAGGAGCUGCUGCUAUGGAAGAACCUCUGAGGGUGUUGAUGUGAAGAAACUCUACUUCACCUACUUGGCCAUACUGCGGAAGGUUGCCAACCACGCAGCACUCCUUAAACCUACUUCAGGCACCAGCAAGAACCAGGAAAGGUAUGUGAGCUCGGUUUGCGCAAAGGUUUUCCAGAGGUUCCCCGACUUUGUGCAGAGAUGCAAAAAUGAAGCCUUUGAAGCUCUGUCAGACCCGAUGUACAGUGGGAAAAUGAAGGUGUUGCAGAAGCUUCUGAAGAACUAUCUGCAGAAGAGAGACAAAGUCCUCAUCUUUUCUCUGUCAACCAAGCUCUUGGAUAUCCUGGAGAGUUACUGCAUGGCGGAGGGACUGGACUUUAGUCGAUUGGAUGGGACCACCAAAUCCAGAGAGAGAGUCCAGAUCGUGAAAGACUUCAACAGCUCGUCUCACAUCAAUCUCUGCCUGGUUUCUACCAUGGCGGGUGGUCUCGGUCUGAACUUUGUAGGCGCUAACGUUGUUGUGCUGUUUGACCCCACCUGGAACCCAGCCAAUGAUCUCCAGGCCAUUGACAGGGCGUAUCGUAUCGGCCAGUGCAGAGAUGUUACUGUUCUCAGGUUAAUCUCCCUUGGGACUGUAGAGGAGGUUAUCUACCUGAGACAAGUAUACAAACAGCAACUGCAGUGUUCCGUAGUUGGUAAAGAGAGCGCCCGGCGGUAUUUUGAGGCAGUGCAGGGAAAUUGCGUCUAUAAAGGCGAACUGUUUGGGCUCAAAAAUCUCUUCAGGCUGCAGACAGAAGGAACGUGUCUCACCCGCAGGAUUUUAGAGCGAGAGGGACGAGUGGAGGCCGGUGUCAUAACAACGCGAAUGCACAAAGAAGACGAGGAAGAGAACGAGACCAGCAGAAAAGAGGAACGUGGAGAUUUGCCGACGGAGGGCAAACUACCAAAAGACGGAGCGCCCGAGGAGAACAUUUAUGUCUCGAAAAUCCCAAAGGACGUGCUAGAUUUCAGCAGCGGGAGUGAGAGCGAUGAGGAGCUGCAGGGGCUAAAGAGAAAGGCUUCAAACUCGAGCGCAGGCCACGGCAACAGGAGCGGGAAAGCCGCUCCUGGACCCGUUCAGAUGAGUCUCCUCCAGCACGGCUUCUCCAGACUCCUUGAACGAGUGAAGGACAGACGAGAGCUGAGGGAAGGGGACUGCAGUUCCUCUGCCGAAGGUAGUCCCUUUGAGGAGGAUGCAGGAGAUCAAAAGAUAGAGGAAGGCUCCGCAGACAUCUGCACAACUUCCUGUAAAGGAAACGGUGCUGCUUGCCUCCCAGAAUCUGAAACGAAAGCAGAGGACAAAUCCGUCGGCUCAGACAGAAAAGACAGAGACGAUGGAAACAACAUUAUGUCGUUAAAAGGGGGAGAUUACGCUGUGAGACGGCGACAGGGCCUGAAAGGUCGGAUGAACAAACAAAUCGCCGUGGAUGACGAGAGCGACGGAGAUUUCUCACCGGAAAACAAGAGGGCUAAAAAACUCAAAACUCCAGUUGCCAAAGUGGACCUCUUUGAGACGUGCUCAGAAGAAUCUGAGGAUUUAGACCUAGAGGCAGAAGCAGGUCCCAAAAGUCGCGCUUCAAACUUGUGCGACAAAGAAGGAAAUGGAGGCAGAGGAAAGCCGGGCCACAACAGGAGAAGGCAAAGUGCCAAUGCAAGGGAUAAGGCAAGAGCCAAGCACACCGAACAGAUAGAAGCUUUUACGUCUUCAGAGGACGAACACACGGCUCCUGAAACCGACGCAACGGAGAGGCGAGCAGGAAGGCCGGGCGCUGUUUCAUUUACAAGUCUGAGAAGUCCAACAACUCCAGCGUCUGAGAAAAAGAAGCAAACCAUUGACAGUGUGCUCGGGGGUGUGCAGGAGGUGGCGUAUAUGCACUCUAACCAGCGGGUGGUGGGUGGAAGCAAAGCGGAAGAGCUCAUCAGCAGAGCUGCUGUCCGGGACGUGUUCGAACGCAAAAUGUACUCGCAGCUUCCGGCCAACAACCUGCUAGGUACGCAGGAGAGCCUCCCAGCGAGUUCACCAGACAGCCAGCCUAACCUCGGCGCCGGUCUGCUGCAGAGGCCCAAAGUGGAUCAUCCAGUGACCUUCUCGAGCAAGAGCGUCCACCACAUCGACAGUACCGUAGUCAUUGUUGGAAAUACUCCCGCAGCCAUAUGCAGGCAGCAGCUGGAGGACAUGGCCCAACAUUUCAAGUUUGCUUCAGUCCACCAGUUUGCCACCGAGGUCCUGAGAGGAAAGUCGUCUCAAAGACUCGGCUGGCUCCGUCAGUUCUACGCGUCGCUGAACCGCUCUGAUGUGGCUGAGACGGUCAGAGAAAAGUUCCCCGACCCCGCGGGGCAGCCCUCCUCCCCUGCAACGGCUACCUCCCUAUCAGCCACAAAAACGUCUGACAAAACCCAAGGAAUGAAAUCUUCAAGAGCCAGAGGAACAAGGAAACGCAGUCAGCCUCGAAGAACUAACCCCAAAUCCCCACAAAGAAAUGCUUCGCCGCCACAGAUUGGAUCUGGCAUCCUAAAAAACGAUGUUCUUGAACCAGCAAAAAAGCCGAACAUGCAGGAGAAGAAUCUGGCAGGUCGUCUACGGGAUGUUCAAAGGUUCGUGUCGGAGGAGCAGGAAGAGGCGGUCUGCAGAGCCGGCGGACAUUCGGGGAAACAGACGAGUAGUGUUUCUACUUCUGGAGCCUGCAGAGCUGGUGGUGGUCUUGCGUCGGAUCGGGCCAGCAGCCUUGGUCUGGGGUCCGGGGAGGCUGCCGCUGGUUUGCUGAACCACACAGACAGAGACGGCCCUUCUUCGUCUGACCUCAGGCGUUGCAGCUCCGCCACGGUAUCCAAACCCACAGCUCAAGAUGGGGAACAAGAGCAGAGAUCCUCGCCGAAGACGACUGAAGCGCUGCGAGACGGCUCCGGGCCUCCUCCUCCUACCGCGUGCAACAGCUCCUUCCUCAAAGAUCUUAUAGGAGACGUGUCGAUUCUUGAUGAUUUGCUUAAACCUAAAGGCAAGAACGUGCGACAGAAAAACACCCCAGAAACACUUCCUGUACCUUCGGUGACGCUAAACCAGACCCUCCUCGCGUCUUCCUCACAAAAUCUACCUUCUGCUUCCACCUCGACAACACAAACCCCCGCGCUGGUGCAGACGUCAAAGAGCGCCCGCAAAGACAUCUGGGACAUCCUGAGCGAGGGCAACGAGGAGCGCAUCAACAGGUUGACGGACCCGGAGGAGGUCCAGAAAGUCUGCAUCAACGCCGGCUUUGCAGCCAGAGGGUUUUCUGGACCGAAGGAGAGCAGAAAUCUCUGGAAAACGAAUGACAGAUUUCUGUGGAAGAAAUGAGACGUUAAAGCCUUUUAGUAUGACUUUUCAUUUUUAUUGUUUUUAGCAGGUGUCAACUGGCAAUGUUGAUCGUUGCCCAAAUAAGCAGGGUUUUUUUUUUACGACUCUGAUUCAGAAUGUGUGCAUAUUUCGUAGCGUUGACCACACAAUUUGUUUCUGGAUCCAGGGUGGUUGCAUCUGAUUGGUGGGGUGCGUCAUAAAAAAUAUUUUAACUGGGUUUGGUUUGCAUGCACUAAUACUGAGACUGUAUCCAUAAGGAUUUUGCUGUUGCAAAGCUGGACUUUAGUGUUUUAUAAAAUAAAACUAAAUGUGAACCAGU